Messenger RNA from Xylaria bambusicola, 1893 nucleotides. RefSeq lists its product as uncharacterized. The transcript has 4 exons. The coding region runs from base 409 to 1242 and encodes 277 amino acids. Lineage: Eukaryota; Fungi; Ascomycota; Sordariomycetes; Xylariales; Xylariaceae. The record is from RefSeq and is a predicted model, not a curated record.
GUGCAUUGGGAUUCUUUAACCUAGGCUUCCUCUUCUAUUGUUAUUAUUAUUAUUGUUGUUGUUGUUGUUGUUGGCUCCAAGGGAUCUGUUGCCCAGUUGCCUUCCUCGGUGUUUGUUUACAUCCAACAACUCGUCCAUGCACGGCAACCGCGAGUCUCAGCGCACACCCCGAACACAAAUCUUUAACCACAACACAUCUCUCACACAAUUUAUCUUUCUUAUAAACCUCCUCACCCUUCAUAUCAUUUUGAUAUAUACCCUCCCUCGGUUUAACCCCGUUCCACUGCUCGCUACAUACACUCUCGACACCCUCACAAUAGCACAUCCUGACGACUCACCUCAUCAGCCACCCAGUACACUUGACAAGCGAUAACACCAGCCAUUCAAUCACGCAACUUGUCUUCCGACAUGGCAACUCCUGGUAAAAAUAAAACCAACUUCAAGACAUACGAGGCAAGCACCCGAUUGCUCGCCGCCGUCAUCGCUACCAAUAAUGUCAAGCUCGACUACGUCGAGCUCGCGAAACAUGUUGGCGGCGGGGCAAGCAAGGACGCGAUCAAUCACCGACUUCGACAUAUCAAGCAGCUAGCCAAGAUGCAGGCUGCCUGUGUGAAGAAGGGAGAGGAUCCUGGCGACUUGCCCGCUGACAAAGGAGAAAUCCAGAAACUGUUCGGCGAAUCGACACCCAGCGGUAUUGAGUGGCAGUUUCGUGACAUCAAGAACCUCGGCAAAGCUCAGCAAGAAGCUGUUAAGAAGGGCGAGAAUCCUGCUACACUCCCAGUGGCCGGUACCCCCUCUGGCCGCAACAAAAGGUCUGCAGCGAGCACUCCUGUCACAGGCGCACGAAGCCGUAAGCGCCAAGCAGUGGCCACCCUACCUCCGGUAGACUCCUCUGACGAGAACGGAGGUAAUGGUUCUGAUGGUGAUAUUGAGACUCCGAGCAAGCGCCCCACCAAGAAAGCUAGGCCUACAGCUACCAUGACACCCAAGACCGCAACUGCUGCCGCUUCUAAUACUUUUCCUACCGUUGCAGCAGCUUCUCGUGCUGCUAGCACUUCAAUUUUCGGCAAUGGUGCCGAUAUACCGGCUACCAUGCCCCCCGCCGAGGUUUUUGACCUUAGAUCUGUCACUGGACCAUCCACCAUCAAGAAGGAAUUCACAACUGGCGCGAAUCCGUUCUUGGGCGCCGAGAAUGCUAGCUUUUACGAUCAAGGAGACAACAUGGAGGAGGGCGAGGUCUAGUUGUAACUCGCCUCUUGUCUAUGGAACCUGACACUAUCUUCUCCGGGGGGUCAUCAUAUGACUCACGACUCACCCCAGAUCACCCCAGACUUUCAUUUUCAUUAUCCCGUCUGUGGGUUUUGGGGAUUUCCGAUGUGUGUACGAGCAUGCUCAGUCGAAAACAGACAGACUCUAUCGGUUCAGCGUUUGAUCAUGUGAUACAAUUCGAUGCAGGUUUCUAAUUUCAUCAGUCUCUCUUUCUUUACAUUCGGCCUGAGUUGAAUGCGGAGAAUACAUACGUGGAAGGAAGAAGGGGAAAAAGAAGAGAAAGGAAGGAAAAAGAAACAAUUUACUGGCCAUUGUUCCCUUAGUAUGGAUCUGGAUUCAUACGCAAGGGGAAAAUAAUAGUAGAACAGGUGAUAUGGCGAAAACCAAGUUUUGCAGGGAAAAAUGAAAAUAGGUAGGGAUACAAGCAAGCUAUGAAGAUAGGAAGAUUCCGGACAUUUGUGUGCGAAACGAGCUUCUCACGAUUUGCCAAAGAGGGGUAUCAACACGACCCCCCAAAUGUACUACCAUCACGAUUAUUAGUACAGGGCCUAGGCACCGUUUGCACUACCGUAGCUGCUACGCCUUGCCUUACCUAGUCAGUUAAUUCUUGCGUUGUGUUUUUAA